UUCUCAAAAACCGAAACCCACUUUAUAAUUUUUCAAACACAAAAUUAAGACAUGGCUAUAGAGUCAUUUGCUUUUAAUAUAGCUGAAAAAGUAUUGGAAAAGCUAGCUUCUAAUGCUUACAAAGAGAUCUGUUUUGCAUGGGGUUUUGAAGGGGAAGUGAAAAAGCUUGAGGAUAUCUUGUCAACUAUAGAAGCUGUGCUAUUGGAUGCAAAGGAGAAGCAGGAAAAGAACCACGAGUUGCGCCUUUGGUUGGCUAAGCUUAAAGACGCCCUUUAUGAUGCUGAAGAUGUUCUUGAUGAAUUAGAGUGCGAGACAAAGAGAAGGGAAGUGCUUAAAUUAUAUGGAAGCACCAGAAAAAAGGUUGGCCGCUUCUUUUCAUCCUUUAAUCCACUUGCAUUUCGUUUUAAAACGGGUCAGAAAGAUUAGAUGAGAUUGCAAGUCAUAGAGCUAAAUUUCAUCUCAAUGAACAACAUGAAAAUAGAUACUUUGUGCAUAGGACAAGGGAGAUGACCUACUCCUAUAUGCAAGCCUCUGAUAUCAUUGGAAGAGACACAGAUAAAGAAAACAUCAUCAAACUUUUGAUGAAUGAUGGGAAAAUAUCUGUUAUUCCAAUUGUUGGAAUAGGAGGUUUGGGCAAAACUGCACUUGCUAAACUAAUUUACAAUGAUGAUCGAGUAAAGAGAUUAUUUGAAGUUAAAAUGUGGGUUUGUGUAUCAGAAGAUUUUGAUAUAAAAAUAUU
Messenger RNA from Jatropha curcas, 739 nucleotides. RefSeq names its product disease resistance protein RGA2. The record is from RefSeq and is a predicted model, not a curated record. NCBI's taxonomy places the organism in Eukaryota, Viridiplantae, Streptophyta, Magnoliopsida, Malpighiales, Euphorbiaceae.